AACGAAACGUGAAUAGAUGAAUUUGACGGCAGUGUACGUGACUGAAUAACUAGUGAAAAAUAAACACGUGUUUAGUAAAUUGUGUGAACACUAUCUAAAAAAAUUAAUUGAAAGUUGCAACGAGACUAAGAGAAUAAAACAUAAAUGCAUCUACAUGUCUAUAUACAUAUGUAUCUUUCAUUAACAGCAUCACCGUACGAGCCUACAGGGAUAUUGUGCAUGCCGCACAUAUUCUCCUAGUGCUUGACAUUUCUUAGUUAUGUUAAUGCGUUUGUAAAUAUGUAAAUACUAAGCAUAUAAUUAUAAGGCGAACAAAGUGAACAGGAAUUGAUAGUUUACCCAAAAUUAUAAACAAAUAGAAAUCAAAAAAUAAACAAGAAAUAUUUGUUUUUUUUUUUUUGCUCUCUUAAUGUACGCUACUAAUAGUAUCCUGUGUGUACACUUAGCAAAAAUUAAAUGUGGCAUUUAUUACAGAGAAUCUUUAUUCUCGUAAAAUUUUAUUCUUGUAAAGUCAAUUUAUUCAUCAAAGUUUAAAAGCAAAACCGAACUGUGAAACGAAAAUCAAAACAAAUACUGGACCAAAACUAAACCUUUUAUCUCACUUUCUUAAAAAAGAAUGAAAAAAUAAAAAGAUUUUAGUGACAACGAUAAUUGUGAACAAAACGCUUAUUGUGCACAGACUGCAACACAACCUAUUUUAGAAGCUUAAUUAACAUUUACCUCAAACUGAACCAGCAACAGAAGUCGCUUUUUGUGCAUAUACUUACUCUUCGAAAUAAAAAACAACAAUAGAACAACAACAAGAGCAAAAACUAACGAUUUGUUCCAUCCAAGGAAAAACACAAAAAUGUCAUUUAAAGAAGCGUUGACUGAAGUAAACAUAAACAUCAUAUCCGCAAAGACGCUAAGUGGUACAGUGACUGCAACGACUUUGCCGGAAAUUCGCGACUAUUUGGAUGAACUCGAUAUGGUUAAUUUGGCCACGUACAAUUAUUUGAUAAGCGAUGGUUUGCUAUUUAUGGAUAUGGAGGAAGCCAUCGCCAAUGGUAGCAAUAAAAGCGAUAACUUUCCCAUAUUUAACAAAGGCAAUUACAGUGGAAAUGAAACCGAUGAUAUGACAGAGAUAGGCGCUGAAGAAAAUGACUUGCUGCUGCCGCAAGAUGUUAUUGUAUUGUUGAAGAUAAUCGCUAUGUCGAUUGCUCUUGGUUUAAUGAUACUCAUCACCAUAAUUGGAAACGUUUUUGUAAUUGCGGCCAUAAUACUAGAGCGCAACUUGCAAAAUGUUGCUAAUUAUCUGGUCGUCUCAUUGGCAGUAGCAGACUUAUUUGUUGCUUGUCUAGUUAUGCCAUUGGGUGCCGUAUACGAGAUUAGCAAAGGUUGGAUACUGGGACCGGAAUUGUGCGACAUUUGGACUUCAUGCGAUGUUCUCUGCUGUACAGCAUCCAUAUUGCAUUUAGUAGCUAUAGCGGCAGAUAGGUAUUGGACCGUCACGAAUAUUGAUUAUCACAAUUUGCGAACUCCACGGCGCAUAUUCUGCAUGAUAUUUACUGUAUGGUUUUUUGCUGUGAUCGUCUCGCUGGCACCACAGUUCGGUUGGAAAGAUCCCGAAUACAUGGAUCGAAUUGAGAAACAAAAAUGUAUGGUCUCGCAAGAUGUUGCCUAUCAGAUUUUUGCUACAUGUUGCUCAUUCUAUGUCCCACUACUAGUAAUAUUAGUAUUAUAUUGGAAAAUCUAUAAAAUUGCACGCAAACGUAUCAAACGUCGUACCCAGCGGUUACGGUCUGCAGCUGCUAAGACAAAAGAGCCGGAUCUAGACAGCAAAAAGGAAAGGAAACGUUUGAAAAUUUGCUUCACUAAGAAUGUCUCGACUGAGAAGGCAACUGGCAGUAGCAUUGCUUUUAAUUACGCAGGCAGCUCAAAUUUAAAUGUGAGAGAGGAAACGGAAUUCAGUACCAGUAAUUACGAUAGUAAAAGUCAUGCUGGCACCGAUUUAACCACAGUGUCAGAUGAGAAUGCCGCCGUCAACGCGAAUGAAGAACGUUCACCCAUGCCUAUGGAAGUAUCAACGGUGUCACAGCAAGUGGCGGCAACUACAUCAAAAUUUCAACAGCAUGUUACCGCAAUCGUACUGAAUUCGGUAAGUCCGCGUUCUUCUGCGGCCGCGAACAACAAAGAACAAAUCACUUCACAUUCAACGAAUCCACACCAAAGACUGGCUAAACGACGUCAACAAAUUGAAGCAAAACGUGAACGCAAGGCAGCGCAAACUUUGGCCAUUAUUACGGGAGCAUUUGUUGUUUGCUGGUUGCCGUUCUUUGUUAUGGCCUUGCUGUUAUCGUUGUGUAAAACUUGCGAAAUCAAUGAAACCGUUGCAUCAUUCUUCCUUUGGUUGGGUUAUUUAAAUUCAACUCUCAAUCCCAUCAUUUACACUAUUUUCAACCCAGAGUUUCGACGUGCCUUUCAACGGUUACUCUUUGGCAAGAGUCACAUAACCGCAACUCAAGGCAAGAGAGGCAGUGCUAAUAUAUGAUCUUAGCUAAAACGGGGCCCUCCGCCCAGCGUAAUGGUAACUGAAUACAGUUGUGCAUAAUGCUCAAGCCAUCACAAGCAUACGAAUUAGGCGAACAAUAACUUCCAUUUUGCCAUUCGCAAAGAACAAUCAUUGUAUAUAUCUAGACUGAGAGAGAGAGAAGGAGAGAGGAAAAGUAACAAAUCCAUGUGGCUUGCAAGUCUGACUGAUGAUUUGGACAAUCUUCCCAUACCCCACAUAAUUGCCUUUAUUUCAAUUAUUUACUGUAAAUAUACAACGCGCAUAAAUGUUCUUGACCAAGUGUACAUAAACUGUUAUAUCUUCCCUUUAAUGCCUGCGAAGGUGUAAAUACUGCUUUCAUUUAAAAAAGAUUUCGUUAAAUUUUUUAUGAAAAAAGGAAUAUCGCCUAUUUAUGUAAACCCGGUGUAUUUAUAAUAGUUCACAGCACUUUAGCACACUGCUAGUAAUAGAAAAAAAUAAAACAAAAAAACAUUAAAAAGAUAAUACUACACUAAAAGAAAGAAUUUAAAUUUUGCACACAUUUUAGGUAAAAUUUUAUUUUGCUAGCAAUAAAUAUGUCUUACCGUCGAACUUAAAAUCAAUAGAGAAUAAAGGGAGGAAUAGAUAUGUGCAUGUUUAGGACACUCCUGGUACUACAGGCGACAUAAAUAAUUCAGCAUAAAUUUGGUGCAAGGGCAAGACUGAUAGGCGCAGCAUCACAGAGCCAUCACAUUUUUCUUUACUACACAACAGAAUUCCUAUUAGCGACUUUUAUUUUCAUAAUUGCAUUGAACUAUGAAACGUACAAUUUAUAAUAGAAGCUAUGACAAGAAAACACAUAAUUUUCUUACAUAUGUCGAGAUGCAAGUCUAUAUGAGCAGUGGUUGAAAAAGUGGCCCAAUCCCAGCCGUUUGAACACCGUUAGUUCUUGUACCAAAGCACCGGAUUUUCUCAAAAUAUCUCUAAAAUUGCGGUCGCUAGGUUGAACACAAAAAUCGCACGGACAAGUUUAGAUUAAUUCAUAAAAUAAUUCUGUGCCCAUCGGUACAAUAAAAAGUGAGUCCAUCCCAACCACUUCUGUUUGUUGUAUACAUCCGCACAAGCUUAAUGCUAUUUGUUUAUUUAUUUAUUCAUUUCAUUUGACAAUUACACUUUUAGCCAUAUCAAGCAACACUCUUAUAGCUGCUAAGGAGCUCAAAUGAUGAUCGAACGCACAGCAAAGUUAACAGUUUUCAGUACUCAAAGUAGGCAAGGCAAACAUAAGUCUAUGUAACAUAAUUACAUAGUCACUUAUAACGUAUGGUUUACCGCACUGAGGUACGAAUGUGCGAUCACCGACUUGGCAGCCACGCGUUUAUCCACUGCAUCAUGCCGUAGCCUUAUCUUAUUGUUUUCUAAGUUGUUCCGUCUAUUGAAAUCGUCACGAUUAAAAAAUAAGUUUAUAGUUCUUUAUAUCCUUGCUCGUGGAGUUCGAACUUCACCUUAACGCAUAGCGAAAGAUUUCAAUUUCGUAAGCGUGAACAUUAUUGUUUUCUCACCACAAUUUUCAGACUCUGUAAAGUUUAAUGUAAUUAAAAUACGUGGCAAUUAUGAACAUAUAAUCCGUCUCUUUGCUCAGAAUUAGGUUGACUUGAUUCGAUUCGUAUGUAAUUGUUUCCAAAAUGAUUUUCUUUUUUUUCACUUCUUCCUCCGCAAUUCAUUCCAAUACACUGACUGACCUGUUUUUUUCCGUUUUUCUUUUAAGAUUAUAAAGGUAAAUACAGUCUCGUAAGCUUAAAAUUGCUCGUAAUUUUUUUGCAAAUCUAUCAAUUCAUAAAAGCAAACUUUCAACGAUUUUUUUAUAUUUUUGGACAUAAUUGAAAAUGAAAAAUAAGAAGAGGCAAUAUUAUAUAUCAAGUGAAAGCGUAUAGUAGUUUUAAUAUAUUAAUUUAAAAGAAAUUGACCUUGGUUUUAGCCAAAGAAUUCCUUGGUUUUUCGAAAUAAUCUCCCAAGAAUUACCUAUAAAACGGCUAUAUAAAGCGGCUACACUCAGAAAUUAAAUUAAAUUUAUCUGAAUGAAUUGCAUCCAUAGUGAUGACAGCUGUUUAUGGUGUUUGUUUAUUUCCAACAAUGGUAAAUAAAAUUUAAAAUUAUAAUUAAAUAGCAUUUUAUUUGCAUAAAUAGUUAACAAUUUUUAAUCAUAUAAUGCACACUUCAACGAAAUACAGGUAAAGUGCGCUUUUAUUUAAGGAGAUGAAAAAAUCUCUCAUAAAAUUUCAUACUGGAACGGUUUAAUUUAUAAUCACCUAAAAUACACCGAUCAUUGCACAUACAUAUGUUGCAAUUACUGAAUCGCUUGUCACUUUUUAAUAAUUCCUACUUAUUUCUGAACUCUAAGGUAAAUCAAAAUCUAUACAUACUUUCACAUCCAGACUACUUUUCGAUGCUCAUCAUUUAUCAUCGCUCAGUUCCUUAGCAAUGGCGGACGUCUUGUUGCACAUUAUUGAUUAAUUCUAACCUUGACAGUGUCUUACGGAAACUUAUGUACGCAGCAACACACUACAAUUGAGGGAAUUCUGUUGAGAAUUAUGUUGAGAAAUUGAUUUCUAUUGCUAAUAUAAAUUUUUGCAUGUAGCACUUAAUAUGAAAACAUGAAUCUCACCCGGCUGGCUAACUUAACUUCAAUGUGUUACUAAAGAAAACAAUGUAAUGAAAAAUAUUUGUCGGCAAAAGCGGUGUGCAUUUCGUGGGUGUUUGCAAGCAAAUUCCAAUCAUUUUCAAAGAUAA
Molecule: messenger RNA, 5296 nt
Organism: Glossina fuscipes
Lineage: Eukaryota; Metazoa; Arthropoda; Insecta; Diptera; Glossinidae
Gene: 5-HT1B
Product: 5-hydroxytryptamine receptor 2B
Exons: 10
Coding region: 848-2530 (560 amino acids)
Biological process (GO): adenylate cyclase-activating adrenergic receptor signaling pathway
Cellular component (GO): membrane
Molecular function (GO): adrenergic receptor activity
Source: RefSeq, a predicted model, not a curated record